CCCUUGCCCAAAGCCGAAAUCUUUUGACUAUUCCCAAAGCCCAAAUCACACACUAUCUAUAUAUAACGAGAUACCAUCAAAUACAACUCCACCAAUAAGAAAGAAAAAGUACAAAAUCCACAAUACCACACACCACUCCACCAAAAAGAAGAGAGAGGGGAAAAAAAUGGAUUCAGGAGAUUUCAUCCAACAAGGUGGAGAAUUCACGACGUCAUUCUCCGCCUUGCACGAGGACAUAAUGCGAACCCACAUCCUGACCCGGCUCGAUGGCCCCACGCUUGCCACCGCCAGCUGCGCCUCGUCCCGACUCCAUGAGCUUGCCGCCGCCGACAAACUAUGGCAGCGAAUCUGCAACCGAACGUGGCCUUCGACUGUCGAUCCCGUCAUCGGUCGCGUAAUCUCCGCCAUGCCCGCCGGCCACCGUUCCUUCUACUACGACUCAUUCCCCGCCCUCCACCACCGCAGUUGCAGCCCUGGAAUCAGUCGAGGUGCACAUAAGUUGAAUUCACAAACCUCGGGAAUGAUCUCCGCUGUCGACGUACGCUACCGAAACAAACUCAUACUUUCCAAAACCCACGAAACCGAGACCGAAACCGGGUGGUUCCUCUGCUCGCCGUUCCGGGUUGAUUUACUUGACCAGAAAGAAACAGUUUCCUCUCCGGCAAAGUUCCACGGCCGCGGCGAGGAGACGUUGCAAUCGGAGCUAGAAAACAACUUGACACUCAGCUGGAUCCUGAUCGAUCCCAGAACGAAACGGGCCGCGAAUUUCUCCAGCCUCCGGCCCGUUUCCGUGACCUUGAACUGGCUGACGGCCGACGUACAAGCCCGGUACGCCACGGUGCUCGGCUCGUUUCUUUUCACGGUGCUGGUCACGUGCAGGGGGAAGGAAGGAGGGGAUGUGCUGCAGCUGAAGGAGGUGAGCUUGCAGGUGGAGGACAUGGAAGGCAGGACUUUGAGCGGGAAGGAGAGCUUGGUAAUCUUGCAGGAGGCGAUGGAGGGCGGGAAGAAAGUGGGGAAGAGAGGGGAUGAUGAUGAUGAGAGAGAGAGGUAUGUGGAGUUUCUGAGGAGGAAGAGAGAGAUGAGAGAGAGGAAGCAGAGGAGAGAGAGGCGGCUGGACUUGGUGUGCAUGGCUACAGGGGUCACCAUUUUCGUGGCAUGGGUGGUUGUUCUGUUGAGGAGAUAUAGUUAACAACUAUGCUUACCCCAAAAAUACAAAACUCAGUCUCUAAAAAUACAAAAUUCGUCGCUAGAGUUUUUGGCGACGAAAUUUCGGUCUUUGUAAUAGUACAAAAUAGGAAAUACAGAUAUUACUGUUGUUUUGCCUUA
Messenger RNA from Rhododendron vialii, 1326 nucleotides. RefSeq names its product probable F-box protein At2g36090. Lineage: Eukaryota; Viridiplantae; Streptophyta; Magnoliopsida; Ericales; Ericaceae. Bases 167 to 1189 code for a protein of 340 amino acids. The transcript has a single exon. Gene Ontology annotation, molecular function: protein binding. The record is from RefSeq and is a predicted model, not a curated record.